This is a messenger RNA of Penaeus indicus, 558 nucleotides long. RefSeq lists its product as uncharacterized. Bases 1 to 558 code for a protein of 185 amino acids. The transcript has 2 exons. Lineage: Eukaryota; Metazoa; Arthropoda; Malacostraca; Decapoda; Penaeidae. The record is from RefSeq and is a predicted model, not a curated record.
AUGGCUUCUGAGAGUAUUGAAGAGAGAUUCAAGAAUCACCAAGACCAAAUUCAGAAACGUACAGUGGAAGCAUACAGAGGGCAGGUAUCCCCAGCUGAGAGAAUGGUCAGACGUAGUCGCUUAGACUUUAAAGUUGGUGAACCUGGUGGCAAUGUUGCUGUCCCAAUGCCGGCUGUGAAUCGUGGUAGAGGAGACCAACGGAAUAUCCUGGGUGUUAUUGUCAGCAGAGAUUUGGACAAUGGCCAGUAUAAAAUCGCUGUGAAGUCGGAUGUUCUAAAGGGUCAGUAUUCUAGAAAACAGUUUGACCUCUGCCCCCAGCGUUUGCUGAUAGAAGAUGACAUAAAUCAGGAUACUGCAGUGUCACUUCGAGCUGUUAUUGCACAAUCUGUAUGUGGUGAUCAGGAAUUUACUAGAUGCAACUGUAGUGGUCUGAAGAAAUGUUCAACUAACAGAUGUAACAGUUUCAAAACUAAAGUGAAAUGUAACUCUCGGUGCCAUGGAAGUGUCACCUGUGCUAAUAAAUGCUCAUUGUUGAAUAACCGUCGGGUAUCCAGUUAG